Molecule: messenger RNA, 1848 nt
Organism: Morus notabilis
Lineage: Eukaryota; Viridiplantae; Streptophyta; Magnoliopsida; Rosales; Moraceae
Product: probable alkaline/neutral invertase B
Exons: 5
Coding region: 95-1795 (566 amino acids)
Biological process (GO): sucrose catabolic process
Molecular function (GO): endo-alpha-N-acetylgalactosaminidase activity; sucrose alpha-glucosidase activity
Source: RefSeq, a predicted model, not a curated record
CGUUUCUUUCCGUUUUUUUGUGUCAGAAGAAGGUGGUGCGCUGUGAAGAACUCUUCUAUCUGUUCUCGUGAAUUUGCGAUAUUUGAAAUUCGCCAUGGACGUUUCUCAGAACGGGAACGUAAGGAAUAGUGAAUCUAUGUGUAGCGUCACAGAAGUCGAAGAAAUUGAUUUCUCUAAAUUCACGGAUAGGCCAACCAGACCUCUGAAUAUUGAUAGGCAGAGAUCGUUCGAUGAAAGAUCGCUUAGUGAACUAUCGUUUUCUCCGCGUCAUUCGUCAAGGAAUGCUGACAUUAACUUUUUACGGAAUGUGGACCAUGUUGAGUCUGUUUAUUCGCCUAGUAGAAGGUCUGGGCUCAACACUCCGAUGUCACACCGCAGCUUUGAACCUCAUCCAUUGGUGGGAGAGGCUUGGGAAGCUUUGAGGCGUUCUUUGGUACAUUUCCGAGGCCAACCGGUAGGGACAAUUGCUGCGCUCGAUAGCUCCGUAGAAGGACUCAAUUAUGAUCAGGUGUUUGUGAGGGACUUUGUUCCAACUGCACUUGCUUUUCUGAUGAACGGGGAGCCGGAAAUUGUAAAAAAUUUUAUCUUGAAGACUCUUCGUCUUCAAUCUUGGGAGAAAAAGAUCGACAGGUUUCAACUGGGAGAAGGAGUAAUGCCUGCUAGUUUCAAGGUACUCCAUGAUCCGGUCCGAAAUUCAGAGACCCUAAUGGCAGACUUUGGAGAGAGUGCGAUAGGAAGAGUUGCUCCUGUUGAUUCUGGAUUUUGGUGGAUCAUCUUGCUCCGAGCAUACACAAAAUCGACAGGAGACUCUUCCUUAGCUGAACUUCCUGAAUGCCAGAAGGGCAUGCGUCUCAUUCUCAGUUCAUGUCUUUCAGAGGGGUUUGAUACGUUUCCAACUCUGUUGUGUGCUGACGGUUGCUGCAUGAUUGAUCGGAGAAUGGGUGUUUAUGGAUAUCCCAUUGAAAUACAGGCACUUUUCUUCAUGGCUUUAAGAUGUGCUUUUCUUUUACUUAAGCAAGAUAAUGAGGGGAAAGAAUUUGUUGAACGAAUAGUGAAACGCCUUCAUGCCUUAAGCUUUCACAUGAGAAGUUACUUUUGGAUAGACAUGAAGCAACUGAACGAUAUCUAUCGCUACAAAACAGAGGAGUACUCACACACUGCGGUCAACAAAUUCAAUGUCAUACCAGAUUCUCUUCCCGAGUGGAUUUUUGAUUUUAUGCCAGCUCGUGGUGGCUACUUCAUUGGGAAUGUUAGCCUUGCACGGAUGGAUUUCCGGUGGUUUGCCUUGGGUAAUUGCAUAGCAAUUCUUUCAUCCUUGGCCACUCCUGAACAAUGUACUGCGAUCAUGGAUCUUAUAGAAUCCAGAUGGGAGGAGCUGGUAGGAGAGAUGCCUUUGAAGGUUUGUUAUCCAGCCAUAGAAAGCCACGAAUGGCGGAUCGUGACAGGAUGUGAUCCUAAGAACACAAGGUGGAGCUAUCACAAUGGAGGAUCCUGGCCAGUGCUGCUAUGGCUUCUCACAGCUGCAUGUAUCAAGACAGGCCGACCCCAGAUUGCAAGACGGGCUAUUGAGCUUGCGGAGACCAGGUUGCCCAAAGACAACUGGCCUGAGUAUUAUGAUGGUAAGCUUGGUCGGUUCAUUGGGAAGCAGGCGCGAAAGUCGCAAACGUGGUCAAUUGCUGGUUAUUUGGUGGCCAAGAUGAUGCUGGAGGAUCCUUCUCAUUUGGGCAUGGUCUCUCUCGAGGAGGACAAACAAAUGAAGACCCCAUUGCGCAGGUCAAAUUCAUGGACUUUUUGAUCUGCAUUUGUGACAACAUGGACCCUAUCUUAGGAUCAGAAGAGGAAAAAUAC